Eruca vesicaria subsp. sativa (arugula) is the source of this 2043-nucleotide messenger RNA. NCBI's taxonomy places the organism in Eukaryota, Viridiplantae, Streptophyta, Magnoliopsida, Brassicales, Brassicaceae. The record is from the annotation of a GenBank genome assembly.
AUGUUGAAGCUUCUACUUCUCCAACACAGAACAUCACCUCACAUCCACAAGCUCCAAUCUCUCACCUUCAGAUCCUUAUCCCAACCUCCUCCCUCCUCAAAGUCACAACCUUUAUCACCUUCUUCAACUCUAGCCUCAUCAAUACUAAAAUGCAGAUCCACAGAAGAAGCUCUCAAACUCUUCCAAACAUCUCCAAAACACAACAAAGAUCUCAGACCUCUCUCAGCAAUAAUCAACGUCUUAACCGGAUCCUACAGAUACACGCACGCAAGGUGUUUGAUAAAAUGCCUCAUAGAAACUCUCAAACGCCCUCACAGAGUUUUCAACGCUCUUGAAGAUGUUAAAAGCUCUAAGUUCAGUAACGGUGUGUUUAGCUUACUGAUUAUGGAGUUUGUGGAGAUGGGUUUGUUUGAAGAAGCUCUUUGGGUGAGCCGUGAGAUGAGAACGGCCCCGGAUGCUAAAGCUUGUCUCACGGUUUUGAAUGGUUUGGUUAGAAGGAGAAGGUUUGAUGAUGUCUGGAGUGAGUAUGAAGCUAUGAUCUCUCGUGGGUUGGUUCCUGAUGUUUAUAUCUACUCUGUUUUGUUUCAAUGCUGUUUCAAACAAGGCUUGUCGUCCAAGAAAGAGAUGCUUUUUGAGGAAAUGGCAUCUAAAGGGAUCAAGGCUAAUGUUUAUAUCUAUACUAUAUGUAUCCGUGAUCUGUGGAGGGAGAGUAAGAUUGAGGAAGCGGAGAAGAUGUUUGACUUGAUGAAGAAACAUAAAGUUGUUCCGAACUUGUUUACUUACAGUGCAAUGAUUGGUGGAUACUGUAAAACAGGUAGGUUAAGACAGGCUUACACGUUGUAUAAGGAGAUUGUAGUUGCUGAGUUGCUGCUUCCAAACGUUGUUAUUUUCGGUGCAUUGGUUGAUGGUUUCUGUAAAGCUAAUGAAUUGGUAGCUGCGAGGAGUCUCUUUGUGCAUAUGGUGAAGUUUGGGGUUGAUCCUAAUUUGUACGUUUAUAACUGUUUGAUUCAUGGGGAGUGUAGAUCAGGGAACUUGUCAGAAGCAAUGAGAUUGUGUUCUGAGAUGGAAGGGUUGAGACUUUGGCCUGAUGUGUUUACUUAUACUAUACUUAUCAAUGGGUUAUGUAGUAAAGAUCAGUUAACAGAAGCAGAAAGAUUGUUUCAGAAGAUGAAGAGUGAGAGAGUUUUUCCGAGCUCUGUGACUUACAAUUCGUUGAUUCAUGGGUAUUGUAGAGAGGAAAAUAUGGAGAAAGCGUUGGAUUUGUGUUCAGAGAUGACAUCAAAUGGUGUAGAACCGGACAUCAUAACGUUUUCUACUUUGAUCGAUGGUUACUGCAAGUUGAGAAACAUGAAAGCUGCAAUGGGUCUGUACUCGGAGAUGAGCAUCAAAGGUAUAGUUCCUGAUGUUGUGACGUACACAGCUUUGAUCGAUGCGCAGUUCAAAGAGGCUAAUGUUAAAGAAGCACUCAAGCUGUACAGUGAUAUGUUGGAGGCUGGAAUCCACCCUAAUGAACACACAUUUGCUUGCCUCGUCGAUGGUUUCUGGAAAGAAGGGAGAGUCUCUGAUGCCGUUGAUUUUUAUCUUGAAAACAAUCAGGCUGCGACCGAUAAAGCCUGGAAUCAUGUGGGGUUCACUUGUUUGAUUCAAGGGUUGUGUCAGAACGGUUACGUUCUAAGAGCUACGAGGUUGUUCUCAGACAUGAGAUCUGGUGGGAUAACUCCGGAUAUACCGAGUUAUGUUAUUAUGUUAAAAGGUCAUCUUCAAGAAAAGCGUGUUAUUGACGCAAUGAUGUUGCAUUGUGACAUGAUCAAAACUGGAGUCUUGCCAAACCUUGUGGUGAAUCAGUUCCUAGCUAUGCUUUAUCAAGAGAAUGGAUAUCUAAGAUCAGCUGGUUUCUUGACCAACUCUAAUUAUUUAGGAACUAUCAGCUAAUCUGCACGUAGAUCUCUGUUAUCUCAGAGAAUUUUGAGAUUUUUUUGGUUCCGCCUUUGGCUCUGUAAUUAGUGUUUGCUGGAGGAAAUGUUUGAUUCUAUGACAUUGUAA